Messenger RNA from Thelazia callipaeda (thelaziosis nematode), 1130 nucleotides. NCBI's taxonomy places the organism in Eukaryota, Metazoa, Nematoda, Chromadorea, Rhabditida, Thelaziidae. The record is from the annotation of a GenBank genome assembly.
AUGUAUCCGAAAUCAUGUUUAUACUUAUGCCUCCUUAGAUUUCACUCUCGUAUCUUUCAGGAUUUGAAUGACGCCCCGUUGCCAGGUUUUGUUGAAGUAAAAAGUUUAAGUCCUGAUCCUAUGUCUGGAAGUACAAGACCGCGCUAUAAAGUGAUUUGCGCUGGAGAGCGUCCUAGAGAAAUCAAUGAACGGUUGCAACUCCUUUAUCCAUUCGUUGAUCAAAAGAAGACGCUGUUGCCGUUGCAUUGGAGCAAUUAUGAUAAGGCUCCUUCUUUGGUCAUAACAAAUGAUUAUCGGAACGUGGCGUAUUCUGAAGGUGCCGUAAGCACCCAAGAGUUGAACGCAAAGGAUGCAGCAGCUGUACGUUCUGAUCAUCCGAUUCCAAUUACAUGUGGUGUAUAUUACUUCGAAGUGACAAUAGUAUGUGGUGCCGACGAAUGCUGUAUGGGAAUUGGUUUGUGUGAACGGAAUGUCGAUUUAAAUAGAUUGCCGGGUUGGGACAGAGCAUCAUAUGGCUAUCAUGGUGACGAUGGGAAUUUUUUCUGUUCAUCUGGCACUGGACAUCCAUAUGGACCUACGUUUAAGAUGAAUGAUGUCAUUGGUUGUGGAAUAGACCUUGUUAGAAAAUCAAUAUUUUUCACUAAAAAUGGCCGUAAUUUGGCGGAGCAUUUAAAUUCAGGUGUUGCUAUAAAGGAUGUUCCUAACGUUGUCGAUCUUUAUCCAAUGGUUGGUCUUCAAAAACAUGGUGCGAUUGCUGACUCAAACUUUGGACAGUUACCUUUCAUGUAUGAUAUCGAUCGGGUUUUUCAGGAUGCACGUAGGUUUACAUAUGAACAAAUUUCUCAGACUGUGUUGCCGCAAGCAAAGACAAGUUGGAUGGACCGUGCAAUUUCAUCAUGGCUAUUACAUGAAGGAUAUGGAAGAGCGUUAUCUGCUUUUAAUAAACAUGCUGAUCGUGAACUUGUACCUCGUGAUGUAGAUAUGGAGAGAGUUCAGGAAGAAUCAAAAGACACGUUAGAGAAACGUCGAGGUCUUUAUUUUGCACUCUUUAUCUGUUUUAAUUUAGUACUCCUUUACAGAUUUAAGUCGAUUAGGCUUAAAAUCUACUACCUUUGGUCAGUUUUUUAACU